Didymodactylos carnosus is the source of this 971-nucleotide messenger RNA. The record is from the annotation of a GenBank genome assembly. NCBI's taxonomy places the organism in Eukaryota, Metazoa, Rotifera, Eurotatoria, Philodinida, Philodinidae.
UCCAGAAACCAGUCUCUGAAGGCCCAGCAGCCCGUCUCCUGUUGAUAUUCGGAUUCAGGGCCGUCGAUAAGCUAUGACCCACUGGAUUUCGGCCCGCAAACGAUUUUCAAGUUGGUGGACUUCCCUCGUUAGAAGAAAUUAAAACUGCAUUUUUGUGGAAUUAGCUUUAGGGUUGAUAAGAAAAGGUUAAUAUACGGCACAUCUGUUCAAUUUGAGGUCCGACGUAACAUCUAUAAGGUGUCACGAAAAAUGUUCUAACUAAUGUCGUAUACCUGUGUCAUAAUGCUUAUUUAUGUAGUUUCGGUCUUUCUGUUUCAGCCAUUCGACAUGGCUACGAUUAUAAACGAAUAAUUCCACCACUUAUUCCCAAUCAUAAAGGAACCUGGGUUAAAGUAACACAUCUCUAUCAUGUAGUUCAGGAUUACGAUAUUGUAGUGCUGCUCGAUGGAGACGCAUAUAUUACCGAUCCACGAAUGGACAUAGAGUUUCUGAUGAAGCGCUGGAAUUUCACAAAAGCAAGCAGUAUAUUAAUGGCCAGUGACCCUGGAGGACCGGAUAAUCAAGAUAGUAAAGGUCGAGCAACAGCAAACUGGGGAUUUGUAAUUGCUCGAAACACUAAUCUGACGAAAGCUAUACUAAAAAAUUUGUCUCGAUGUGUCAGAGAUAUUCCAGGUUGUGAAAAAUGGGCAGUUACUUGGAGCUACGAACAGCGGGCAUUUAGCGAGUAUUUCAGAGAUAAAAUGAAGAUUGGAUCUGAGCUAAUUUUAGCUCCUUGCUCUGAAGCGAACGGAUUCGCCACGUCCAAUUCGGGUUGUUUAGGAACAUUUGUAACACACGUUUGGACAGAUAAACCAUCCAUGGUUAAAAGAUUCCAAAAACUGAUGAUGGACGACUUAAUGAUGCUGCUAGAAGACAAGUUAUGGCUCGAUAAGCACGUCUCAGAAGUUGUCACAAAUGAUAUAGAGAAGUAA